Messenger RNA from Symbiodinium sp. CCMP2456, 582 nucleotides. NCBI's taxonomy places the organism in Eukaryota, Dinophyceae, Suessiales, Symbiodiniaceae. The record is from the annotation of a GenBank genome assembly.
AUGGCGGAAAAGCAGGGGAGGAACGAGGAGGAGUCCACAAUGAAUACCGACAAGAAGAACGCCAUACCAAGAUGCCUAACGGACGUUCCCUUCCGCGGGGCCGAGCUGGUGCGAGGAGGGGCGGCAGGAGAGGAUGCCGUGCGUUGGACGCACUUGGUCCUGAUCCCCGCCCGGCCCAUCCCGGCCCACGGCUUUAAUUCUUUCCCCCAUCCCCCGCUCCCCAACACUCGACGGGCUGCUUCCGUCUCGACCGAGACGACGCCAGAGCAGAAGGUGCUGCGGCAGCAAGGCACGGAGCCACCUGGGUCCCACCAGUACGACCGGUUCAUGCCCACCAAGGGCCACUUUGCCUGUGGAGGCUGCGGCCUUCCGCUUUACUCAGCAGAUUCGAAGUUCCGAAGCAACUGUGGAUGGCCGGUCUUCAAGACGUGCUACUACUCAGAGGAGGCUAACGGCUGCCAUGUGGGCACCGUGUCCGAGUUUGGUGGCCUGGAAAUUGUUUGUAAUCGCUGCGGAUCGCAUUUGGGCCACGUCUUCUUUGAUGCAUUCAAGCCAGACAAUCCCAAUGGCGAGCGACACUGA